Messenger RNA from Chanos chanos (milkfish), 2682 nucleotides. It is a transcript of the gene unkl, whose product is annotated as unk like zinc finger. The record is from RefSeq and is a predicted model, not a curated record. Gene Ontology annotation, molecular function: metal ion binding. The transcript is spliced from 15 exons. Bases 2 to 2338 code for a protein of 778 amino acids. NCBI's taxonomy places the organism in Eukaryota, Metazoa, Chordata, Actinopteri, Gonorynchiformes, Chanidae.
AAUGCCGUCGGUUUCGAAAACGGCGGCGAGCGCUUCUCCUCAAACCGAGAAACCAACCCACUAUACAUAUUUGAAGGAGUUCAGGACCGAGCAGUGCCCGCUGUUCCUGCAGCACAAAUGUACACAGCAUAGACCCUUUACCUGCUUUCACUGGCAUUUUCUGAACCAGCGAAGAAGACGACCGAUCAGAAGAAGAGAUGGAACUUUUAAUUAUAGCCCUGACGUAUAUUGCACGAAAUAUGAUGAAACUACGGGAAUAUGUCCUGAUGGAGACGACUGCCCUUAUUUACACCGGACCACUGGUGACACAGAACGCAAGUACCACUUACGCUACUACAAGACUGGUACCUGUAUCCAUGAGACGGACGCCCGUGGGCACUGCGUGAAAAACGGCCUGCACUGCGCCUUCGCCCACGGUCCUCACGACCUGCGACCGCCAGUUUACGACAUCAGAGAGAUCCAGGCGCAGGAGGCUUUGCAGAAUGGGCAGUUGGGAUCUGGAGAAGGCAUUCCUGACCUGCAGCCCGGAGUGCUGGCCAGCCAGGCCAUGAUAGAGAAGACACUGAGUGAAGACCCACGCUGGCAGGACACCAAUUUUGUUUUGGCCAAUUACAAAACAGAACAGUGUACUAAGCCUCCACGCUUAUGCAGACAGGGCUAUGCCUGUCCACAUUACCACAACAGCCGAGAUAGAAGAAGAAAUCCUCGCAAGUUCAAAUACAGGUCGACACCCUGCCCAAGUGUGAAACAUGGAGAUGAAUGGGGAGAGCCUUCAAAGUGUGAGAGUGGAGACAGCUGCCAGUACUGUCACUCCCGCACUGAACAGCAGUUUCACCCAGAAAUUUACAAAUCCACAAAAUGCAAUGACAUGAGGCAGACUGGGUAUUGUCCCAGGGGGCCGUUCUGUGCAUUUGCACAUGUGGAAAGAAUUCCUUCCACAGAGGAGAGCAUGAGUUCUCUGGUCCCAGGAGUGCAGGGCGGAUCUCAGUCCAAGUUGGGCUCUCAGCAGUAUCCUGAGUGUCCGGUCGGCGAAUGGACUGGCAACGCUAAUUCCAUCACCAGCAACGCAAGCAACAACGGCCAAGCAGGAAACGUGUCAUGCUCUAGUAGUCCAACCGUAACACCCAGCUCAGGAAGCAGUUCAUUGUCCCCUAUCGGACCCAUCGGCAGGCCUAAAUGCUUUACUAAUGGUAGCUUAUGUUCAGAGUCCACCACGUCCAGUGUUUCCUCUCCGACCUCUAACUAUCCCAAAGCUCCAGGCUUUGAACGUGAGGAUCAGGCUAAGAACCAGAAAGGCCAGUCUGGAGAAAGUAAUCAAAAAUUAACGGACCAAGACAAACAGACCCAUAGUAGUGUGUUCUCUGUGGUGAACCCACUGGCUUCCAGUAUAACGUCUAGCAUCACAUCCAGUUUGGCCUCCAGUAUUGGCUCAGACAGCUCUUCACCCACCACCUUAUCAACAAUGAAUGCAAAAGCCACCCCUUUCUAUCCAGGGAGCAAUACCGUGGAGUCAGUAAUAGGAUCUGCCCUUGAUCUGAAUUUUAGUGACAUCAAUGUUGCCUCUCUUGACAAAGAUCUAGAGGACCAAGACAACAAUGGCUUUGGUUUAUCAAGUCAAAGAAUAUUAGGGGGCUCUGCGCCUGUCAACAUUCCUGGCUCUCUGGCCCGGUCUUCCUCCCUGCAUUCCUCCUCCUCGCUCUCGGCCUCCCCCCUCAGCUCCCUGUCUCAAUCCCUCUCCCAGUCCCUCCUGACCGGGAUGGCCUCCCAGCAGAGCCAGCCGGGGGCCCAGUCCGUCAAAACUGAGCACGGCCUUCUGGGAACGCCAACAUCCACCCAGAGCUCUUUAGGUUUGAAUGGUGGAGCUGGAAGCAUAUGGGAUUUUGUAAGUGGCAGCUUUUCCCCCAGUCCAUCUCCAGUGUUCAGUAGCUUCAGCUCCACUACGGUGAGCUCCAGCAGCGCUGACAUUGGCCGGCUCCUGCGUGAGCUGGAGGAGGCCAAGAGGAAGAUAAAGCAGUGGGAAGAUGCCUGGCACCAGGUCAAACAGGCAUGCGAGGCCUGGCAAAAAGACGCCCACGAUGCGAAAGAACAAGCGAAGUCAGCGGAGGCCGAGCGUCAGCUCGCCGAGCAGAAGCGGGAGGACACGGAGCGCAGGCUGAAGGAGCUGCAGGGAGACUUUGACGUGCUCUGUCGCUCCCCUAACACUCCUCUACUGCGCAGCUACGGAGAGCUGGACCAGCUCCCCCUGCCAAAGCUUCACUCUAUCCAGAGCCAACUGCGCACUGACCUAGACCUAAUAGAUGGGGUAAGGAGGGCCAGAUUCCAAAAUACUCAUCAGUAAUGACACAUCUACACACUUUUUUAAUUAUGGCUGCACAAAGUCGUUUGUCAUUUCGGGCAGCUCGUUUGGCGUUGUGUUUUGCAUGUCGAGAAUCAGAAGUGAGAAUUCGGUCUUGUUAAUGGUGCAGAAGGAUGAUUUAACAAAAUGUAACUAUAUGUGCAAAUUUUGCAUGAAACACUGCAUGAAAUGAUUUUGACUGCUUUGUGGUUUUUACUCAUGUUUAAUUCUUCUGUUUCUUUUUUUCUUUUUUUUUUAUGGUUUUUUUUUUCCAACACAGGUAAUAUAUCAGCUUCAGUCAAAGAAAUGUAUAGUUUGCCAAAAGCAUGAUCGUUGCAUUGUCCUUC